AUGAAGGGAAUUGUGUAUUUAUUCUUUAUUAUUUCGAAUUUGUGCGAGCGAUAUGUAAUAGCAGAACAUGAAGAAGAUGCGUCUACGGAUUUAUACGUGAUUGAAGGAAAAGUAUUUCCCUGGGAUAAUACGGCAUCCACUGGAUGGCAACUCAUGACACAUGUAAUGGCUAACGGUGGUGAACAUUAUGGUUUUUUAAGAGAGGAUGGCACAUUUAUCAUUACGAAUGUCCCAUCAGGUUCCUAUAUGGUUGAAGUGGUGAAUCCAAAUUAUGUUUAUGAGCCAGUCAGGGUAGAAAUUAAUUCUAAAGGAAAAUUCCGAGCACGAAAAGUAAAUUUGAUACAAACAUCACAAGUUAUUCAAGUACCUUAUCCCUUAAAAAUGAGGCCUUUAGCACCAUUUCGAUAUUUCCAAGUUAGGGAGCAAUGGCGGAUGACUGACUUUUUAUUCAAUCCUAUGGUUCUAAUGAUGGUUCUACCACUUGUACUAAUUAUGAUUCUACCGAAAAUAAUGAAUGAUCCUGAAACUAGAAAGGAAAUGGAGCAAUUAAAUAAUUUGACUAUUUAUAAUAUGCCAGAAAUGUCUGAAGUAAUAACAUCUUUUCUUUCGGGAGGAGAAAAACAAAAAUCAAAGGCAGUAAAACCUGCGAAGAAAAGGCAAUAAUUAUAUUGUUUAUAGAUAAUUAUAUGUAUGUGUUUACUUUAAUCUUUAAAAUAUCUUUGAAAAGAGAUGUUGACAUUUUAUAUAAGACAUAAGACAUUAUCUGAAAAACUGAGAAAUGUUAUAAAUAUAUGGAGUCUUAUAGGACUGCAGCAAUUAAUAUGAUCUAAGUAUUGCUGUUUCAAUAGUUAAAAAUUACUUAAUAUGCCAGUGGUUGGUUGUAUUUUAAUAAUUAGAGUGAUAAUUUUGUGUUUCUUAAUAUCCACAGUUUAUAUCUAUGUAAAUAGGAAACUUAAUAAAUGUUACACUACUA
Harpegnathos saltator (Jerdon's jumping ant) is the source of this 973-nucleotide messenger RNA. RefSeq names its product ER membrane protein complex subunit 7 (gene EMC7). Gene Ontology annotation, cellular component: EMC complex. NCBI's taxonomy places the organism in Eukaryota, Metazoa, Arthropoda, Insecta, Hymenoptera, Formicidae. The record is from RefSeq and is a predicted model, not a curated record. Gene Ontology annotation, molecular function: carbohydrate binding. The transcript is spliced from 4 exons. The coding region runs from base 1 to 663 and encodes 220 amino acids.